This is a messenger RNA of Malurus melanocephalus (red-backed fairy wren), 4108 nucleotides long. RefSeq names its product testis expressed 10 (gene TEX10). The coding region runs from base 288 to 3065 and encodes 925 amino acids. NCBI's taxonomy places the organism in Eukaryota, Metazoa, Chordata, Aves, Passeriformes, Maluridae. The transcript is spliced from 16 exons. Gene Ontology annotation, cellular component: nucleus; MLL1 complex. The record is from RefSeq and is a predicted model, not a curated record.
GGCAGGCGCUCAGCGGGGGCGGAAGCGGGGCUGGCGCUGCCGCGCGCGUGGUUGAGCGACYGGAGCGGGGCGGAGGGAAGCGGUGCUCGGGGAACGAGCCUCAGCAUGUCCGGGACGGCGAGGAAGGCGGUGUGACGGCCUAGACCCGCGGGAGGAGCGGCCGCUCCGGCGCUCGGGUACGGCGUGCGCGGCGGGGUCGGGCGGUGCGGUGCGGUCCAGGUGGCGGCGGCGGCGGGGGAUGCGCUGCCGGCGCGGGAGCCGCCCGGAGCUGAUCGCCAAGCGUCAGAAUGACUAAAAAAAGGAAACGUCAGGAGGAUUUCCAGAAAGUGAAAUUAAAAGUUGGGAAGAAAAAGCCUAAACUAGAGAAUGCAACUGAUACUACCUUCAAAACAAAGGCCAUACAAAUUCCUGAGCAGCUUAAAGAAGAUGGAGUACUUCCUACACAAAACAGAAAACUUAACAUUAAGGAUCUGCUCUCACAGAUGCAUCACUAUAGUCCUGGGGUUAAGCAUAAUGCACUUCUUGGACUCAAAGAACUCCUGUCUCAGUAUCCCUUUGUAAUUGAUGCACAYCUUUCAAGUAUAAUAAGUGAGGUGGCAGCUGUGUUUACAGACAAAGAUUCUAGUGUCAGAGGAGCAGCUGUUCACCUGCUGCAGUUUUUGGCUUCAAAAAUAAGAGCGGAACAGAUUGCUCCAUUUUUUCCUUUGGUAAGUGCCCAUCUCUCUAGUGCCAUGACUCAUAUCAGUGAGGGAAUUCAGGAAGAUUCUUUGAAAGUCUUGGACGUUUUAUUGGAGGCAUAUCCAGCUCUUCUUACAGACCGCAGCGUUAUAUUGUUGAAGAAUUUUGUAGAGCUUAUYUCACACCAGCAACUCUCAAAAAGACUGAAGAGCAGGGACAAACUUUCCUGGAUGCUCUCUGUYAACCCAAAUCGCAGAGUAACUUCUCAGCAGUGGAGGUUGAAUGUGCUUACCAGGCUCAAGAAGUUUCUCCAAGCAGUGGUAGAUGGAUCCAGUGAUACAGAGGAUGAAGGGCUUCAAGAGCAGAAAGACAGCUCUCAUUCUGUGAGGAACCCARUAUGUAUUAGUUGGAAGCUCCAUGCAAAUAAUCAGCAGCAUAUACAACUGUUUGAAAGUGGUGGCUUACGACCAAAGAUCAACUCUUCAUUUAGACUGAGGUCUCUGACAAGUGUAAUGGACAGUGCAGAAAAAGGCCUGUCCUCGGCUGAAAACUUAAAAGGUUUUAUUGAGAUAAUAAUUCCAUUACUCAUUGAGUGCUGGAUUGAAGCAUCUCCUGCACAAUCAGCUCCCAUUCUUGGAAACCUUUUGGAAUCAGAAUCUCAGCAGCUUAUGCAUCAAGUGCUUAGCAUAAUACAUUUAUUGUGGAAACUCACAAAGCGACAUGAUGAAACAUACAAAAUGGAGCUAUGGCUUCGAAUGAAUUACCUUGUUGAUUUCAAGCACCACUUCAUGCGUCAUUUUCCUUAUUCUUUGCCAGAUACGGUAAAACACAAAAAGAAAGAUCCAUGCAAAAGGAACUGUAUGAAAUCUUCAAACAAUGUAGACCAUCUUUUACUGAACUUAACCUUGUGUGACAUCAUGGUUUCAUUAGCAAGUACUUCAACACUUCAGACAGACUCUGGUUGGCUGGACAUGAUAAGGAAAUUUGUGACGGAUACUCUUCAGGAUGGCAGCAAGUUGAAUAGCAAGCAGGUGAACAGAUUGCUUGGGGUGACGUGGAGACUAAUGCAAAUACAGCAAAACAAGGUAGCAACAGAACCCUUGAUAAAAGCUGUAUAUACACUAUACCAGCAAAGGAAUCUCCUUUUUCCAGUUCGUACAUUGCUUUUGAAAUUUUUYAGCAGAGUUUACCAAAAAGAAGAUUUGAGGACGCAAAGAAUCAGAAGUCGAAGUAAAGUUUUAUCUCGUUGGUUGGCUGGCUUACCUCAGCAACUGGCUCUGCUUGGCUUGAGGAACCCUGAGCUUUCCAAUCAGCUCAUUGAUAUCAUUCAUUCCGCUGCUUCUCGUUCAAACAAGGAAUUGUUACAAAGUUUACAAGCCACUGCUGCUCGAAUAUAUGAUCCGCUCGAGGGCACGCUGGUGCUGYUGCCGGCCGAGGCGCAGCGGCGCCUGGUGCAGCUCGUGUACUUCCUGCCCUGCCUGCCCGCCAGCCUGCUCGCCUGCCUCAGCCGCUGCUGCAUCAUGGGCAGGAUGUCCUCCGACCUCGCCGCCACCCUCAUCGGCAUCCUGCACAUGAGAUCAUCCUUUGCAGGCUGGAAGUGCCAAGUGCAGGAUAAUUCAGUGAAUGAUGUGGACUAUUUCAGCUUCUUGUUUUCAACCCUUAUAGGGUUUUCAAGAGAGGAGCUGACUAGUCUCCAGGGCAUUAGAGGAAAACCACACAUUAGCCAGACACAGCUUUCACCUAUCCGUCUUUACCUAACUGAUCUGGACCAGUUUUUACACCACUGGGCUGUGACAGAGGUGAUCUGUCACAGCUUGUCUACCAUACCUUCACAAAGUCAGUGUUUUGACAUUCUCCAGACUGGCAUCUGUAAAUAUUUGGUUGGAUUGGUUGUCAUACCUGAUAGCACAGCUGGAUCUGUUCUAUGUGCCAUAAAUAAGCUCUUGGAUCAAGCCUGCAUCAUAAGUGAAAACCUGCACAGGUUCUUGGCCUCUUGUUGUUACAGUCUUCUGUACUUCCUGCUAACCAUAGACAGAGAGGAUGCAGAACAUCUACAGAAAAGGGAUAUGCUGUGGGGAUCAUGUAUUUCUGCAUUAGCACUCCUGCCACGAUUACUGAGGCUGAUGCUGCAAAGCCUGCAAGUGAGCAGGAUCUGUCAGGAAGAGCUGCCCGUCGUUGCUCAGUUGCUUCGCUUACUAAUGCAGCACGGGCAGCUCAGGAGCCAUAUGAUCACAAAUGAGUUUCUGGUGCAACAGAUCAUCAAGGACAUCAUGACACUGAAGAGCGGUGAAGUUCAGGAGCAGUGGCUCACAGACCUCCAUUACUGUUUCAACAUCUACCUUGCCUCUCAUCCCCAGACACCUGGCCCUAUAAACACAGUAUAUUAAAGAGGUCGAACUGCAUUUAUUGUAAAGCAUUUACUUCUAUUUAGUUUUGAAUGGAAGAUGUUGGAACAAAGCUUGUCAAUUUUUUUGUAAGUGAAACAAUAAAAAUUUUACAGAGAACUGCAAUACCUCUACUGCCUUUUUUUGAGCAAGCAGGUGUUUCUGGAAGGUGCUGUAGUAAAAUGUGGCCACAGUGUUAAAGAAAAUCCAGUCCUUGAUGCUGACGAGCUUGCAGAGGAACAGACUUACAUUGAACUCUGCUCCUUUAUUAUUUUGAAGCAUCACAUUAUUUUAAAAAAUAAAAUUGUGUAUUAUCAAGUAAAAAAAAAAUCGAAAACAAUAUACUUUAAAACUAGAGUAACAUCUUUUUAUUUUUGCUGAGUUCAUGUUUUUAAAUACUUUGUGCAAGGUAAGUACUGUACACUGUGGCAGCUCCAAAGCUAUUAAAAAAACCUAUUUUUUUUUCUAGAGUAGGACCGGUCUCUUUUUGCUUCUCUAUUUCACGCACUUAGAAAAAUAGUUAUUAAAAAAACUGGUGAUAUUUUCAAAGGGUAGAAAACACUGCUGUAAUAGUUUCCAUAGGUUGUGAAAGCAUUUUCUUUAGUGAGUGUUUUUUCUUAAUGUGUCUACAUAUCCUUCCAACUCCAUAGUCAGCUAAGGAACAAUUGUUUCUUUAGUAGAGAAGUGUAGCAUGAAGGCUGUUCUUUCAUUCCUACUUGGAUUUCAAAAUUCAUUUAAUGAAUUUGAGGUAAAAUCGAACAUUGGUCUCUCAGAACUGUACCAUCUUUAGUACAAUUUCCCUCUUUGAAACUGUGUUUGAUGAAUACAUUUAAAAUUCCUACCUUUGACAAAAGAAAGCUUUGAUAGCUCCUACAAUGUUAUUGCAAUAGUGGGCUUAGUGCUUCAUUUUCUGUUUYCAAAUGCAGUUCAGAUUUCAUCCUGUAUUGGUACAGAAAUAACAGUUGCAUUUAAAGACCAAUUUGUACACAAAAUGAGCCCAGCUCCUUAGAAGUCUUCUUGGCAUGUAAUGCUGGGAUAAUACAAAA